This is a messenger RNA of Poecilia latipinna (sailfin molly), 1902 nucleotides long. RefSeq names its product TNF superfamily member 12 (gene tnfsf12). NCBI's taxonomy places the organism in Eukaryota, Metazoa, Chordata, Actinopteri, Cyprinodontiformes, Poeciliidae. Gene Ontology annotation, biological process: immune response. The record is from RefSeq and is a predicted model, not a curated record. Gene Ontology annotation, molecular function: tumor necrosis factor receptor binding; receptor ligand activity. Gene Ontology annotation, cellular component: membrane. Bases 504 to 1286 code for a protein of 260 amino acids. The transcript has 6 exons.
UGAUUUGACGGGCAGCAGAAGUUCCGGUGCGCCUCCUGUGCGUUUUUCUUUACGCGCACGGCUUUGAUGGUGUCACGCAACCUCCCCCCCCCCCCUCAAGAGCGGCGUGUGUGUGCGUGCUCAGUCAGUCUGUCUGUCUGUCUAAUAGACUGACCCCCCAGCAAGCGGUUUAAAGAGCGCUGAGUCAACGAAUCGCAAGCAGAAGGAUGCAACAGUUGAUGUGCGCAUAAAUGUGCAGAGUUUUUCUCGCGUUUGGAGACGCUCUGCUCACAGGGAGGAUGGUGGCUGUGAUCCAUCAGGAGAAAAGGCUCCAAUCUUAGGUUGCCUUUUUUUUUUUUUUUUAAAGAAAAAUUUAAGAAAACUGCAUAUUUGUUCCUCCACAAGGCAGUGACUAAAAAAGAAAAAAAAAGAAGAAAAAAAGAGCAAGCGCUGCUUUCUCUACAAAUAAAUGGGACGUUUUGGACUGAGUGGACUUUCACGCUCUGCUGGAAUGGAGUUAAUGCAUGAAUUUCAGAUGGUCUGCGGCGGCGAGUGAGCGAUCUGCCGAGCGGAGUGCAGCAAACAUGCAGCGGAUUCUGCAGAAGAGGCGAGUGCGCAAGCUGCGGGUCGUCUGGGCUUCCCUGGCCCUGAUGGCUCUGUCUCUGGCCGCCUGCAGCGCGCUGUUCACGGCGUGGACCUGGCGACAGACGCGGGACCUGUCCCAGUCCUUCCAGAUCCUGCAGGACCGACUCGAGCAGGUCAACACGCAGAGGAAGGCGAUUGUUCAGCUCAUUCUGGAGAAGAGAGAGCUGCUUCUGGAGCGAGUGAAGCGAGACGGGGGCUCGGUGAAAGGGAAAACCGGGAAUGGAAGGAAAGCGGCGUCUCAUUUUGAGAUAACCAAACUCUCCUCUCAGCAAGUCGGAGAAGGGGGCGUGAUAAAAGGCUGGGAGGAGAGGACGCUCAAUAUGACUAAAGCGGUGAGGUACAACAGGGAGGAAGGUACCUUCACGGUGCAGAGAGCAGGAGUCUACUUCCUGUACUGUCAGGUGCUGUUCAACGAGCAGCAGUCUCAGUACGUGAAGCUGGACGUGGUGACCAAAGGGCCCCGGCCCCAGAAGCUGCAGUGCAUGGAGGGCUACGGGACCACGCCCUCCGCUGGGCCGCACUCCUUCCACUUCGUGAAGCCCUGCCAGGUGUCCGGCCUGCUGCGGCUGGAGAGGGGCACAGAACUCCAGGCCAAGACGGGCCCGUCCUUCAGCCUCCACCCGGUGGCCAAUCACGUUUUCAGCAUCUUCAAAGUCAACUGAGGAUCGGCGCUCGUCUGAGCUCGGUCGCAAACUAUCCUCGCGUCACACAAAUCCAGCAGGAUUACUGCAGAAUGUAACUGUUUGCAUUAAAAAUGGAUAAUAUAAUUUUUUUUUCUUCUUCUUCUUCUACAAGGCCAAACGAAAGGCUACAGCUAUUUCCCACAUGUGCUCAUAUGAGAGACAAAGCUGACAUUUGUGGAAGCUGUAGAGGAUUUUUCUUUUUUUUUUUUUUUUUCCUUCUCUGGACUGCAGCCUGUUUUGGAAUUCAGUUUUGGAUUAAAACCAAGACCUACAGUGAACAAAAAAAAAAAACCAAAUAAAAAAAAACCUUGAUGAACUUCUGCCGAGAGAACAGAUGUGACGGAGGCCGGUCUGUGGAUUAAAGAGCUUCACAGAAUAAGAAAAUUCCUCGGAGGUCCAUCUUAGCCCCCGUAUAACGCAAUAAAGUUAUUGUCUGAACUCUCUGCAAGCUCACAUUUAAGAUGUGCACCUUCCACAGACGAGAGCACAUCUGCGAGAGUCUGACUCUAUAAACGCUUUCUCCAGUUGGCAUUGACCGUUUAAAUAAUGCUGCCUUUGUGUGAUGGUUUUCAUGUGUGAACUAACUCUGAUGAAU